Amphibalanus amphitrite is the source of this 2605-nucleotide messenger RNA. Its product is annotated as limbic system-associated membrane protein-like. The transcript is spliced from 6 exons. The coding region runs from base 102 to 953 and encodes 283 amino acids. NCBI's taxonomy places the organism in Eukaryota, Metazoa, Arthropoda, Thecostraca, Balanomorpha, Balanidae. The record is from RefSeq and is a predicted model, not a curated record. Gene Ontology annotation, biological process: synapse organization. Gene Ontology annotation, cellular component: neuron projection membrane.
GGCCGUCGGGUCGGCGCGUCCCCAGUUCGCCGUCGGAGGGAGGUGUCGGGUGGAGCGUGCCGUCGUGAUGCGCUGAGUGCUGCGGCCCCCGUGGACCGGAUAUGUGGACCGCCGGCACUCUACUGUGGCUCGGGGGUCUGGCGGUGGUUAGCGCGGCCACUGACACAGAGCGGAGGGACGCCAGAGCGGCAGCGGCGGCGGCAGCGGCCGGCGACUGGCACGAACCCAACACGGCCGGGCCCUAUUUCGACCUGAGUCUGACCGACAACGUGACGGUGACGGCCGGACGUACGGCGCUGCUCCGCUGUCGCGUCUUCCAGCUGGCCAAACAGCCGGUAUCAUGGAUACGGAAGAAGGAUCUACACAUUCUCACCUUGGGAACGUUCAGCUACACCACCGACGAGCGAUUCAAGGUGGUACAGGAGCCGGAGAAGAACGACUUCUCGCUGCAGAUCACCGGCGUGCUGACCCGAGACGCCGGGGUGUACGAGUGCCAGGUGAACACGGAGCCCAAGAUGUCCUGGCCGGUCUCUCUGAAUGUACUGGUGCCACACGCGACCAUCACGGGGCCGGCCGACCUCUACAUCCAGCUGGACAGCAACAUCAACCUCAACUGCGCGCUGCACACGCCGGCCGACCCGCCCGUCAACCUCAGCUGGGUCAAGGACGGCGCCCUGCUGGAGCUGGCCGGACCGCGCGCCGGCAUCAGCCUGCAGGCGGACCGCACCUCGCGCGGCAGCACUUCCUACCUGGUGAUCACCCGAGCCCGACACUCCGACUCCGGCAACUACACGUGCCGGCCCAGCGAGGGCCACCCGGCCACCGUGCGCGUCCACAUCAUAGACGACGACGCGCCGGCGGCCAUGCAGACGGCCUCCAGUCCGCCGCGGCUGCUCGGCGGCAGUCUGCUCUCAGCUCUGCUAGUCACCGUGUUCUGCCGGGUCACCCGGUGACCUGACCUCUGAGCGGUCACCCGGUGACCUGACCUGUGAGCGAGCUCUCCGGUCCAGCCGACACGGACAGCGGCGGCCGGCUGAUCUCCGCGCCCGCGCCGCUGAAAGGCUGAUGGACGCUGACGUGCGGCUGACGUGCCGGGGUCUGCUCUUUACGCCGGCUGGCUGACCGACGUCAGUGAGAGGGGGAGGAGCGGAGAGAGAAAGGAGAGUGGUGGUGUUCUGGUGUCCCUGGCCCGCGCCGAGUGCGCCGGCGGGCGGCGCGGGAUGGACCCGGCCGCCGGGAGUGAUGGGGUGCAGUGGUGCGUGCCCGCCGGUGAUACGCCGCCGUCGGACCGGUGCGGCACUCGGCGAAUCACGCGCCCGCGAUGACGGCUGUGAUGACUCGCGGCGGCGGUCAGGACGAGUGCUCCCGCGCCGAGACUCGCCAGGGCCGAGCGACACGGGACGCGGGACCGCGCCGGGCUGCUCCGACUCCGACCUCACAGAGCCGACAGGACCGAACGAGGCCGGUCUCCCCCCAAUCUGACCGGCUGGGUCGUGUCAGAAGCGAACCGCGGGAUGUCGGCAGCGCCGGGCGGCCCGUCAUGCGAGCCGUCACUCCACUCCCAGCUAACCGCGCCACCACUCACCGACUAACCGCGCCCGGCAGCACCCCCGGGAACAAAUGGCGGACGAACAGACUCGACCCCAGUGCUGUGGGUGCGCGGUCGGCGGCUGCCACCGGAGAUAGCGGUACUCGGGAGUCUGUCUGGUGAGAGACGCCGCUCACAUGUCGCCCAGAUGACCCGUCAGCGGUCAGGGUGGAAAGGAUCGCGCUCUCUGGACGGCCGAUCUCGCAGUGAACUAUGGCAGAAGUGCUGGAUUAUGGGCUGGAAUGAAUCGGCGGCGGCCGCACGCACUAUGUGGUGACGUAAACGACGGGAUGUGUGUAAACGAUGUGUGUGGUUCGGCUUGUGCGGUCUUGAUUUUAUGGGUGAAUGCAUCUUGAGUGCGUUAUAAGGGUUAUUUCAUACUGCCAUCUCUAUUUUGUGUUAAUGCUGACAUUUUGAAACUUUGAUCCGUAUUUUUCUGCAUGUUAUUUAAGGUUUUUUUGCAAUACGACGACGAUAUCUUAUUUGUGUUUUGUAGCGAUCCCAAUCGCCCGGUUUAUCUAAUGCACUGCUAUGACCAGUACGAUUGCCCCUCCCGUUGCCGUCAGCCCCCCCCCCUCCCCGCCCGGUCACGUGCCGCGCAGUGUCGUGUUGCCGUCGGAGCCGUACGGCCUCCGGGGCCCGUCGACUGUGUGUAUGUGUGUUGGCCCGGUGCACCGGUCGUCCCCAUUAGUGAGAGGACACGGUCCGACCGUCACGUCGCGCGCGAACCGUCGCCGUCGACGACUCGCGUCGACGCGCUGUGUUUGGGUAUUGUGUGCCGUUUUCGGAUGUGAGUGUCGGUAGCCGGUUGUUCGGACGCUGCCGAAAGCGAGCGGCGAGUGGGGGCUUCGCUUCGCUCGAACCAUUCCCAGUGUUGGUUGUGCGUGUUGUGUAAGAGAUGGUUGUGUGGUGUUGAAUGAAGAUAUGUCUGAUGUUUGUACCUGAUCAGUGGAAACAAAAUCAACUCUAGUCGUUCAAAUAGCUACAAUGCCUGGUUAAUAGAUGUAUUAAAUCACA